GAAUGUCUAAAAGUUGACCAAAAUUAUCUGCUUGUCAUCUUGUAUCAACCUUUCUUUUCCACCUCCCACGUCCUUAUCUCUCUCAUCAAACUCUGCCACCAUGAACAAGCAUAAUCACCAACAGCCUGUCCUGAUGUUUCUUCUGCUACCUAUCUUCCUGUUCUUCCGAUCCAUUUCCGCUGUUGAUUUCACCUUCAAUGGCUUCGACUCUUCCGAUAUGUUACUUUAUGGAUUCGCCACCGUUGAGUCUCGUGUUCUAACACUCACUAAUAGAACGACUUUCACAAUGGGUCGUGCCCUUUACCCGCAAAAGAUUCCCGCAAAAAAGCUGAACUCUUCUUAUGUGUAUCCUUUCUCGACUUCUUUCAUCUUCUCCAUGGCUCCUUACAAGAAUACUCUUCCUGGGCAUGGCAUAGUUUUCCUUUUUGUGCCCUUUACUGGCAUCACAGGCGCGGCCUCAGCACAAAAUCUUGGCCUUUUCAACUUCACCAACAAUGGGAAUUCCAAGGAACAUAUCUUUGGAGUCGAAUUUGAUGUGUUUCAGAACCAAGAAUUCGAUGACAUAAACGCCAAUCAUGUUGGGAUCGAUGUGAACUCCCUCAAAUCAAUCCAAGCACAUGAUGCUGGGUACUGGCCCGACAACCAAAGAGGCAACAACGUCAGUGAUAUUGAUGAUGCGAACUCCUUCAAGGAAUUGAAGCUGAACAAUGGUGAAAAUUACCAAGUUUGGAUUGACUAUUCUGAUUCUUUGAUUAACGUUACCAUGGCUCCUGCAGGCGAGAAAAGACCUCUGAGGCCUUUGUUGAAUGUUUCUCUUAAUCUUUCUGAGGUGUUUGAGGAAGAAAUGUAUGUUGGCUUUACUAGUGCUACCGGAAAGUUAAUGGAAAGUCACAAGAUUUUGGCGUGGAGCUUUAGUAAUUCGAACUUUUCAUUAAGCGAAGAGUUGAUCACGAAGGGUUUGCCAUCGUUUGUUCUUCCAAAGGGGCCGAUAUUUCAUUCUAAAGGGUUCAUUGCAGGAAUGACGGUGGGAGGCUUCAUAGUUAUUUUACUUUGUGCCCUGUUUACUGUGUCUUGUAUCAAGAGGAAGCAAAUGAAAGCUAGGGAGAGAGCGGAAAUGGAAGAAUGGGAAUUGGAGUAUUGGCCCCACAGAAUUGCAUACCAAGAAAUAGAGGCGGCGACCGAAGGGUUUGCAGAAGAAAAUGUGAUCGGAAUAGGAGGGAAUGGGAAGGUCUACAAGGGGGUUUUGGUAGGAGGGGCGGAGAUUGCGGCAAAAUGCAUUUCAUAUGAAAAUGAUGGGAUGAGAGAAUUCUUGGCCGAAAUUUCAAGCCUUGGAAGAUUGAAGCACAGAAGUUUGGUGGGGUUGAGAGGCUGGUGCAAGAGAGAGCAGGGAAGCUUCCUGUUGAUCUAUGACUACAUGGAAAAUGGAAGCUUGGACAAGUGGGUAUUCGAAUGCAGUAAGAACAAGAUGUUGAGCUGCGAAAAUAGGAUAAGGAUUUUAAAAGAUGUGGCUUCGGCAGUCUUGUACUUGCACGAGGGAUGGGAAUCCAAAGUCCUGCAUCGAGACAUAAAGGCCAGCAAUGUGUUGCUUGACAAGGACAUGAAUGGAAGGUUAGGGGAUUUUGGACUAGCUCGGAUGCACGGCCAUGGUCAAGUGCCUUCCACAACAAGAGUGGUUGGGACGGUCGGAUACUUGGCGCCGGAGGUGAUAAGGAGUGGGCGGGUAUCUGCUCAAACUGAUGUGUUCGGAUUUGGGGCCUUGAUCUUGGAAGUCAUGUGUGGGAGGAGGCCUAUAGAGGAGGGAAAGCCACCUUUGGUAGAUUGGGCAUGGCAAUUGAUGGUACAAGGGCAGCUAUUGAAUGCCUUGGAUGAAAGGUUGAGGGCUAUAGGUGGGUUUGACGAGCAAGAAGUCGAUAGGGUGCUGCACUUGGGGUUGUUGUGUGUAUAUCCUGACCCAAGUUCCCGGCCAACCAUGAGACAAGUGGUGAAAGUUUUGGAGGGGAAUACUGAGGUGGACGAGCUUGGAAGUGAAGAUAUGGAUGCAUAUUUGCUACAGAGAUUGAAAUCUGGUUGGUCCGAGUUUUCUAUGCAUUUUGGCUCUUCAUCUCACCCAACAUUUGAAGAUAUUCGACAGUCUUCAUUGAUGUCUCUGUCUUGGUCGGGUAGGUGACUGAUUCUGCAUAUAUAAAAUGAAUGGAUAAGGACAUUUUGUUGGGCAAGAAAAUUGUUGGAAAUCUUGAUCUGUUUGUAUCAGCUUUGAAGAAACAUAGAAUAUUGCUUUUGUAGGGAAUAAAUGAAUGGCUGGCAAACUUGGCAAGGCAAUCGAGGAUAAAGUGUGUGAUGAGGGUAGGGGCUAUUUGAAAGCUUUUAUGUCUCUCAUUCGUUCAUUUGUGUAUAUUGGGGUUGGAGUCGGUGUAUAUAUCAGAAUACUUCAUAUGGACCACAACUUAAACAUUUCUAAUGGAUUUAAAGUGCAGACAGGGGCAUCAGCAUGAGGGGAAGAAAAAAGUGUUUGAAUCUUUUAUCCAUACUAUUUGAAUCUUUUACACUAAAAAACAAAGCAUUUUUAAGAAGACGAGUGGUGGCUGCGUCAGAUUGGGUGGCUGGACAACAGAUUCGGUGGCUAGACGUUAGACUGGAUGGGUUAGCGAUGGACUGGCUGGAAGUCAACCUGGGUGGUCGUCUACUGGUGGCAGCAACAAGAAAUGGAGCUGGUAGUGGUCAUCUUGGUGGUGGUUGUCUGAUUGUGGCAACAACAAGUGGUGGAAUUAGUAGUGGUUGCUGGUGGCGGGGUGGCGGCAAGACAACUUGUCGGGUAUGAGAGGUAGAGGGAAGGGAAGAAAAUUUAUUUGGUAGGGUAUUUCAUUCUAGUACAAAUCACAUAUGGUGAACCUCAUGGUGUUAUCUUAUGUAAUGCUGAAAUGAAAUAUUUUUGUUGGUUGAUGUUAAUGAGGUGAAACCAGCAAGUGACGAUCUGAAGUGUUUCUGUUAAACAAUAUUACACAGUAUUUUUUAUUUUAUAAAAA
Carya illinoinensis is the source of this 3023-nucleotide messenger RNA. Its product is annotated as L-type lectin-domain containing receptor kinase VII.1-like. Gene Ontology annotation, cellular component: plasma membrane. Gene Ontology annotation, biological process: protein phosphorylation. The record is from RefSeq and is a predicted model, not a curated record. Lineage: Eukaryota; Viridiplantae; Streptophyta; Magnoliopsida; Fagales; Juglandaceae. The transcript has a single exon. Gene Ontology annotation, molecular function: carbohydrate binding; protein kinase activity; ATP binding. Bases 101 to 2167 code for a protein of 688 amino acids.